Molecule: messenger RNA, 2427 nt
Organism: Epinephelus moara (kelp grouper)
Lineage: Eukaryota; Metazoa; Chordata; Actinopteri; Perciformes; Serranidae
Gene: wdr27
Product: WD repeat domain 27
Exons: 24
Coding region: 1-2421 (806 amino acids)
Molecular function (GO): protein binding
Source: RefSeq, a predicted model, not a curated record
AUGGUGAUUGAGAAGCUCAGUUUGACUUGUGAUAGACUCCUGUCACACUGUCAGCUAGCAUGUUGUCACUCUUAUUGUGCUAUACCAAUGCAUGGCAAGGAAAUAUUGAUUUACAGUAUCAUGGACGUAGAGCAGCAGCCUCUGCUGCUAACUGGCCACCAUGGUGAGAUCACUGCCAUGACCUUUGGGAAACGAAGUGGACCUGUUCUCUGCUCUGCCUCUGCUGACUAUAUCAUUGCCUGGGAUAUUGAACUGUGCCAGAAGAAAACACAGGCGGGUAAAGUUGCAGCGGGAAGAGUUAUCGGGACUUUACUGGGUGAAGUCGUCCACCUUUCAUUCUGCUUCUCUGAUCAACGAGUGGCAGCAUGCUCAGGAACAACUGUAUAUAUUCUCAGCUCAAAGGAGCAUGAUGUGAUCUCUACCUUGACCAGCCAUCUUGGACCUUUAACAUCCGCAGAGUUCUGUCCCUGGAAUAAAGACAUUCUUGUUACCACAUCAGAGGACCGCACUUUUAAGGUGUGGGAUUUAAAAACCGAAGCUGUUUGCUACCAGUCUUUUGUGCUUUCCGCCUUUCCACUGCUCAGUGUGUUGUUUUUGGAGGAGAACAAGCACCUUAUCACUGGCUCAGUUGAUGGACAGCUGUGGUGCUUUUCUCUCCCUGAUGACCACAAGUGUGACCUGGUGACCAAAAUGGACCUCCAGAAGAUGGAAAAAAGACAUCAAAUGCACAAAGGGACUGUGAGCCAUCAAGCAGAGUUGGCAGAACGAUCAGCUGUAGAUAACGUAGAGACUUCAAAACCUGUCCUCAGAAUGGCUCUUUGUUGCUCAUUCACUGGCACCAGUAGUGAUCGUGAAAAGGACAACAGCUGGUUAUGUAUUGGAAGCUCAGAUGGCCUGUAUGUGGUGGAUCUGGCUUCCUCAGAGCUCCUAACAGCACUAUAUUUCAAAGAUUACCCCGGCUUGAGUAUCGCAAUGGCUGGGUCAUGGUCAAUUUCUCCAGGGUGGGAUAACUCUAUGGUGUUUUUAGUGAGCUCCUUGCUCACUCCAUGUGUGGUCCUGUUGGAGUUACGUCUGUGUGACCUCGAGAGGGCCUGGGCAUGCGGUGAAGGUUUUUCAGUGUUCCCGAGUUCUCCUCCGCUGCUUGAAUCUCCCCUGAAUGCUCAGUUAAAGAAGAAGGAGCCCGAGCAUCCUAAAAAGAAAGGAGGAAUAAAGGAGCAGCCGCUGGUUUUCCACUCGAAAGUGAAGUCAUCUGGAUAUAGCAGUGCCCCGAGAAGAACUAUGUUUUCGCCUAAAACAAAUAUCCAGAAGAAUCCUUCCUCCAAGAAGUCCAACAAAAAUACAGGUUCACUCCUCAGAGAUUAUCCAGCAGACAGUGCAGCACCUACAAUUCCACACAUUCAUCUCAGCAUUGUCAACAAACCAGUCCACUGCCUUCAGUAUUCAGGUGACGGAAAAAAAAUCCUGUGUGGUCUUGGCGACAGCUCGGUGUUAUUGUACAAGUCCUCCCUUAAUGGCAAUCCAGCUGUCUACACAGGGCAUGACAAGCCAGUGAGCAGUGUGAGCUGGAGUCUCAACAGACAGUGGUGGCUGAGUGCGUCAGAGGACGAGUCACUACGAAUCUGGACCCAUGGCAGCCCAGAGCCUGCCAUUAUCAUGGGUGACAGUAUGUUCUCCAAACCCAUAAGAAGUGCUCAGUUUUAUUACCUGGACAAAUUUCUGCUUCUGGCAUCGGGGCCAUCUCUAUACUUGUACCUGUACAAUGUGGACGUCACACAUGAUGACAUCAAAAGAUAUCAGCAACGGAGUGUUGUCAAAUUAGCCAGAUGCUUUACGACAACACCAGCAACAGACAUCACUGCCUUGUCUGCAAUUAAUGACUUCUUCUCUCACAUCGUUCUGGCGUGUGGCUCAGAUCGGUCCAUUCAAGUAUUUGACAUGAACAAAGGUACAGUUGCCUCAGUGCUGCCUGAUGCCCACAGCAGAGCCGUCCACUGCAUUACACAGAACAAGGGCACCAUGUUCAGCACACAAACACCAGACUCAUACAACCUCUUCCUCACCAGUGCAGUCACGGAUGGUGUGAAGAUUUGGGAUCUUCGUACACUGAGGUGCGUACGGCGUUAUGAGAACCACAUAAAUCGCUGCCAUCCGUGCUCUUCAGCCAUCUCACCCUGCGGACGCUUCAUUGCCUCAGGCUCUGAGGAUAACUGUGCCUACGUGUAUGAUAUCCGUAGCAGCAGGUACCUCCACAAACUUCAAAAACACUCGGACACUGUCCUGAGUGUGACUUUCAACCCUGCCACACCAGAGCUGCUGACUGGGACCCUGGAUGGGAAACUGAGACUGUUUCAGUCCAGCAGUGGGGUCUGUCUGUCUCAUGACACCAGUGCUGAGUACAGCAUCCCCCACAUGAGUGCUUAAUUACAG